CUCUUACAAAACGAUAUUAUCUUUUCUCUCCCAUUUCUCUCUUCUCAUUUUCUCUUCAGACCCAAAAAUUUAAACUGCGUAUCCUCAAGGAAAUGGAUGAUACACAUAUGGAUAACCAGCCAAGUCUUGGUAGUAACAAGGUUUUAAUACUUGUAGGUGUUUGUUUUCUCUUUGUAUUUGUAGGGACUUUUGCUAGUCACAAUAACCACAACUCAACCAAAGUUGAAACUGAGAGCACGAUGAUUAGGCCUCUCGUCCCAAUGAGUAAUGAGAUGAUUUGGAAGACGAUGAGUCGGCAUUAUUAUUUUCAUCAUCAUCAUCAUACUCAUAACUUUAUCAACUACGUGAGCAAAAGAGUUGUGCCAAGUCAGCCUAACGACCGUCACAACUGGAUGGAGAACGACGAGUUCCGGAACGGAGGCAGGAAACAGGCACUGCACUUGACCUCGACGGGGCGGAUGUCGCAGCGGACAGAACAGGGCAGCAGCGGCGCUUCCUCACUCGUGAUCGGAAGGAACCAGGUCGAGGGAAUGGGGUUGGGCGAGGCUCGUUCGGCGCCUGUGAAGGCCGAAACAGUGGACAAACUGACGGUACAGUACGAGAGGAUGGCUCUGGACGGAUAAAAAAUAGGGAAGAGACGGGUUGGAAUACUCAGACCCGUCUAAACCUGUGAUGAUCGUGUGCCGCUGGCAGAUUGGAGUUAUCUUUCAUUUUAGACUUAUUUUCAUUUUUGUUAGUUUUCCUUUUGGACAUUGUUUGUUCUUAUUUGCGUUCAUUUUCAUUUUUUGUUAAGACUCUAAAACAUAAGACAGGUGAUGAGGAGCCUAGUUUGCCAGUCAUUGGCUCAGGUAUGCCCAAUUCGGGAUCAGCGAAUCUGGAUGCUUCUUUGGAGGUGGCAGAUUCUAAGUCUGGUUCAAGGGCAGACGGUAGACAUUGGGCUCUUUGUCUGAUUGUAUUCUGCUUACGUUCAUUCUUAUCAAUAUAAGCCACUUCCUUUAUUAAAAAAAGGAUUUAAUGGGAAUUUUUUUCAUUGAAUUGUAAUUUUAUAAUCUCGUCUUGUGUAAGCUGGUCUAGUCUGGUAGGUAUAUGUUCUAUGUAAAUUUUACAACUGUCAAAAUCUGGUCUAAUCUAGUGUAAUGUGGUCUUUUCUGAUGGUCUAUUUAAGUUUGGUCUGAGAAUAAAACUAGUCUAAUUAAAAACAUCCCAAAUUAUAGAUAAUUAACCCACUCGUGAAAAUAGUACGUAGUAUAUUUUUGUUUGGACUGAAAUUCUUUGAUCUAAUAUAGUCUGAUAUGGUCUGAUUGGUCUAAUUUGUUUAAGUUUAAUCUGAUAUAAACCGAUAUGAUCUAAUUGAUGUAUAUAGUCUAUGCAUGUGUAUUUUACAACUUUUAAAAAUAUGUUCUUAUCCGAUCUGAUCCAUUUAAAUGUGAUCUUGUUUGAGACUGAAAUCAAUCCAAUUACAAACAUUUUUAACGUGUGGAUGGGAUAAUGCACAUAUUUUAACUAAUCGUGUAAUGAAAUUUAAAACGACAUAUGUUAUUGUUUGAUACACAAGUUUUAUUAAGGUUUUCAAAUGUAGCCUGUGUUUAUAAUGCCAUUCAUAACUUAUGUGGAUGUUUAACAAAAAAAAAGGUAUAACCACACGGUCCACAUUCCUGAGAGUCCCUUAAAAUCGAUUCAAAAGUUAUCUAGGAAGAUUAGACACUGAUGGAAAGAUAGCGGAGAUCCAAUUCAAGACUUUGUGUGAAACUAAACCCAAACAUGUGGAUGGGAGCGGUUGAGAUUUGCUUUACUUUUGGAAAAGCUUCAAAUUUGUGCAAGGGAGCGGUUGAGAUUUGCUUCGCUUGGAUCCAGAAUUAAGUUGAAGACGUUCCAUUACAUGUAAAUAUUUUAUUAUCUUUACAUGGGCAUAUUAAUAAUAUUUAUUAUUACUAUGUACUUGCUCUGUUUUCCUAACUUUAUCUCGUUUUAUCUUUUUCAUUUGUUCCAUUAAAUUUGUCUCAUAACAUAUUUGGUAAUAUUUGAGUUGUUACAAUUCAUUCUUACUUUAUUCACACUUUAUUUUCUAUUGAAUAUUAAUUACAAUUCAUUCUUACUUCA
Molecule: messenger RNA, 2100 nt
Organism: Cuscuta epithymum
Lineage: Eukaryota; Viridiplantae; Streptophyta; Magnoliopsida; Solanales; Convolvulaceae
Source: the annotation of a GenBank genome assembly